GAGCAGAGAGACAGACAGACAGACAGACAGACAGACAGACAGACAGACAGACAGACAGACAGACAGACAGACAGACAGACAGACAGACAGACAGACAGACAGACAGACAGACAGACAGGUAAGAUCGAAGGGGGAAACAGAAACAAAGCAGUGAAACAAACAAUGGCUUUCUUGGACAACCCAGCCAUUAUCUUGGCCCACAUCCGGCAGUCCCAUGUGACCAGCGAUGACACGGGCAUGUGUGAGAUGGUGCUAAUCGACCACGACGUGGACCUGGAGAAGUGGCAGCUGGCCUCGGUGCCCGGCAGCAGCGGGGGUUCACUGGGUUCGGGCUCCCUAGGCGAAGGGGGCAGCGGAGGGGAGAACCCGGGCUGCGACCUCUCCCAGUCAUUGGACAUCACCUCCAGCUGGGACUUUGGCAUCCGUCGGCGCUCCAACACAGGACGUCAACAAGAAAGGCGCGAGAAACCAGGGGUGGCUGCUCAAAGACUUGAACGGUUAAGGAAGGAGCGACAGAACCAGAUCAAAUGCAAAAACAUUCAAUGGAAGGAGAGGUCGUCCUCGCAAUCAGCGGAGGACCUGGGUUCCCUGUUUGAGAAGAGGGACUUUAAAGGUAGACCCAGGAGCACUGGUACCAAGUCGACCCUCUCUCUCCGGCUCGAGCAAUGCCCCCAGCAGCUCAACAACCCUUUCAACGAAUACUCCAAAUUCGACGGCAAGGGCCACGUAGGUACAACCGCAACCAAAAAAAUUGACGUCUACCUCUCGAUGCAGUCUGCACAGGAGAAACUGCAUCCCAUGAUGGUGGUGACCAUCGCCAACGCUCGGGUCCACGACCUCAUUGGCCUCAUCUGCUGGCAGUACACCAGCGAGGGCCGUGAACCCAAACUCAAUGAGAACGUGAAUGCAUACUGCCUUCACAUAGCAGAGGAUGACGGGGAGGUGGACACAGACUUCCCCCCUUUGGACUCCAAUGAGCCCAUCCACAAGUUUGGUUUCAGCACUCUGGCCCUGGUCGAGAAGUACUCGUCCCCCGGCCUGGCCGCCAAGCAGUCCCUCUUUGUACGAAUAAAUGCUGUCCAUGGUUUUUCUCUCAUCCCAGUGGACAGCCUGAAGGUGACCAUGAAGGAAAUCCUGCAGAAGGCACUGAAGAAGAGGAAAGGCUCUCAGAAAGGCUCUGGUCCCAUGUACCGUCUGGAGAGGCAGACGGAGCCCAACGUGCCCGUGGAUCUGGACUGCAGCCUCGAGAGCCAGAGCACCCUAGAGUUCUGCCUGGUCAGGGAAAACAGCUCCAGAGGAGAGGACAGUUCAGAGGAGGAUCCUCCCAUGGACAUCACCACGGUGCAGGACAUGCUGAGUAGCCACCGCUACAAGUCCUUCAAGAUCAGCAUGAUCCACAAGCUCCGCUUCACCACUGACGUACAGCUCGGCAUCUCGGGGGAGAAGGUGGAGAUCGACCCCGUCACCAACCAGAAGACCAGCACCAAGUUCUGGAUCCGACAGAAACCCAUCUCCAUCGACUCAGACCACCUCUGUGCCUGUGACCUUGUGGAGGAGAGGAGCCCCAGUCAUGCAAUAUUCAAGCUCACAUACCUCAGUAACCACGACUACAAGCCCUUGUACUUUGAGUGUGAUGCUGCUACUGUCAAUGAGAUCGUGCUUAAGGUGAACUACAUCCUGGAGUCUCGGGCCAGCACGUCGCGGGCGGACUACUUUGCCCAGAAGCAGCGUAAACUGAGCCGGCGCACCAGUUUCAGCUUCCAGAAGGAGAAGAAGUAGAGGAGACCCUGGAGCCACUGUCUGGAGCCACUGUCUAGACCCUGGAGCCACUGUCUGGACCCUGGAGCCAAUGUCUGGAGCCACUGUCUAGACCCUGGAGCCACUGUCUAGACCCUGGAGCCACUGUCUAGACCCUGGAGCCACUGUCUAGACCCUGGAGCCACUGUCUAGACCCUGGAGCCACUGUCUAGACCCUGGAGCCACUGUCUGGAGCCACUGUCUAGACCCUGGAGACACUGUCUGGAGCCACUGUCUAGACCCUGGAGACACUGUCUGGAGCCACUGUCUAGACCCUGGAGACACUGUCUGGAGCCACUGUCUAGACCCUUGAGACACUGUCUAGACCCUGGAGACACUGUCUGGAGCCACUGUCUAGACCCUGGAGCCACUGUCUGGAGCCACUGUCUAGACCCACUGUCUAGACCCUGGAGCCACUGUCUAGACCCUGGAGCCACUGUCUGGAUCCUGGAACCACUGUCUAGACCCUGGAGCCACUGUCUAGACCCUGGAGCCACUGUCUAGACCCUGGAGCCACUGUCUAGACCCUGGAGCCACUGUCUAGACCCUGGAGCCACUGUCUAGACCCUGGAGCCACUGUCUAGACCCUGGAGCCACUGUCUGGAGCCACUGUCUGGACCCUGGAGCCACUGUCUGGAGCCACUGUCUAGACCCUGGAGUCACUGUCUAGACCCUGGAGACACUGUCUAGACCCUGGAGACACUGUCUGGAGACACUGUCUGGAGCCACUGUCUAGACCCACUGUCUAGACCCUGGAGCCACUGUCUAGACCCUGGAACCACUGUCUGGAUCCUGGAACCACUGUCUGGAUCCUGGAACCACUGUCUAGACCCUGGAAUCACUGUCUAGACCCUGGAAUCACUGUCUAGACCCUGGAAUCACUGUCUAGACCCUGGAACCACUGUCUAGACCCUGGAGCCACUGUCUGGACGCUGGAGCCACUGUCUAGACCCUGGAGCCACUGUCUAGACCCUGGAAUCACUGUCUAGACCCUGGGACCACUGUCUAGACCCCGGAGCCACUGUCUGGACCCCGGAGCCACUGUCUGGACCCUGGAGCCACUGUCUAGACCCUGGAGCCACUGUCUAGACCCUGGAGCCACUGUCUAGACCCUGGAGCCACUGUCUAGACCCUGGAGCCACUGUCUGGAGCCUGGAGCCACUGUCUAGACCCUGGAGCCACUGUCUAGACCCUGGAGCCACUGUCUAGACCCUGGAGACACUGUCUAGACCCUGGAGCCACUGUCUAGACCCUGGAGCCACUGUCUAGACCCUGGAGACACUGUCUAGACCCUGGAGACACUGUUUAGACCCUGGAGACACUGUUUAGACCCUGGAGCCACUGUCUGGACCCUGGGACCACUGUCUAGACCCUGGAGCCACUGUCUGGACCCUGGAGCCACUGUCUGGACCCUGGAGCCACUGUCUAGACCCUGGAGCCACUGACUUCACUCUCACAGCAGAGUGCCAAGGGAGAGAGUGAAGAGUGUCACAGUCAGAGAUAUAAUAAGAGUGAGAGAUGAUGAGAAAUAAAAAGAGAGGGAGAUCAAGGCCGCAGGAAGAUGUUUUUUCGUUCUCUGCUCAUACAGUAAAGGCCUAGUUCACUAAUUUUGAAAAAUAUAUAUUUUAUUUAGAUUCAUCAGGGGGUGCUGUAGCACCCUCGACACCCUUACUUCUCGCAGCUAUGAGGGAGAUGCGUCUUGAUCCUAGAUAAUUAAAGAGCUGCCUCCUAAACUCCAAUGUCUUCACAAAAGGGUCUCCACUCGCUAGCCAUAUCAGAUCUAAUGUUCCCUGCCUGCCCUUUGUCCUUUUAGGAAUGCUUAGACAUAGAAAACAAGAACAAGGCUUGUAGUCCUAUUCUGAAGGAGAUGACGGAAUGCAACUCUCCCCCUCCCUGUUAUUGUCAAUCCCAUGAACUCAGGAUGGAUCAGAGGACCCACGGUGUUGCUUUAACACCAGUGUCAAUCAACGAAACCUUGUUCCAUCCACCGCCUACAAAUCAAUUCUACAUUUGAGAGUUGAAUGCAUAUACCGAUGGCUCGAGUGAAAAGCGAAGCCAUCAGGACAAUGAAAAUACUAAAUCCCUCGCUUCUGCUCUUCUCUACGUAUGGAGAUGUAAACUUAAUCAGUCUUAUGUUGUACAUUGGUAUGUAAAGGGAACAUCCUUACAUUUUUAUUUGUAUAUAGAUAACGAUUACAUUCAGGGGUUAAUUAAAUGAUAUGAUGAAACCUGCUUUGGCCAUAGUACAUUCAGUGCCUGAAACCUUUAAAAUAGUGGCUCACUACCAAUCAAUGCCAGUUCUGCUGAGGUGCUGUGAGGGUUUUUAAAAACACAAGCAAGACGAGUACAUAAGGAAGGCAUUUUCCAUACUUUCCAGUCUGAAAGAAAACUCUCAAAACGACUUAUUGUGAAUAAAGGUAGCAAGGGGAUAGGAAGGGGUACGACCUGACAGAUUUUUAUGAUUUCAAACAAAACAAACAAACAAAAUGUAAUUAUUACCUGUACUUUUUACUGUGAUCUAUACAAUUAUUUUUUUCUUCAUUGUAUCUAUGGACUGUAAAAUAAUGAAUGAAGCACUGUCUGUUAAACAGAUCAUGUUUGUUCAGACUGUCCCGAUGGGAGGCACAUAAGGAAUGUAUUACUUUUUACAGCAUUUUGUUGAUGUUGUUAAUAAAAUGACAUUAUAUAAAUUCUG
Molecule: messenger RNA, 4492 nt
Organism: Oncorhynchus gorbuscha (pink salmon)
Lineage: Eukaryota; Metazoa; Chordata; Actinopteri; Salmoniformes; Salmonidae
Gene: mapkap1
Product: MAPK associated protein 1
Exons: 12
Coding region: 163-1779 (538 amino acids)
Biological process (GO): TORC2 signaling
Cellular component (GO): TORC2 complex; cytoplasm; plasma membrane
Molecular function (GO): phosphatidylinositol-4,5-bisphosphate binding
Source: RefSeq, a predicted model, not a curated record